UCCGCUGGCCAUUUGCGUUGUUUCUAAGCUUGUGUUCAUGGUGAAGUGAGUCCGUACGACUGUACGAUGAUUUUGAACGUUAAUUUACCAACUUCGUUUGUAAUGAAGUAAAAACAACUUUAGGAUUUGCGUUGAGGAGUGAUCUUAUUCGUGAAAACAGUGCAAUAUCUGCAUGGUCGCUUGCGCAAACUAACGUGGUAGUGAGACGGAUCAUCUGGCCCGCUUGUGGCUGUCGGACGUCACUGACCAGCAGCCGCAAACUUUAACAAAAUGGGGAAAAACCGUAAAAAACGUGGAAAAGGAAUACAAAAUGCUCAACUUCCAGGACCUGGACCUCAGCAUGGGGUGCGUCCUGCAGCACCCGCUCCUCCACUGCCUAAAAAUUGCUGGUCCAGGCCUCCUCCCCGUCGCGGCGGGUUUCGCGGUCCCACUCCUCGUCACCCGAUGGGUCCACCGGGGCAGAGAUUUCCUGGGCCCCCUCAUGACUUCGGACCGAAGCCCUCGAAAAUGAGGAAGAUGGAUAAUAUGGCAAAGCACAGACAGUCAGUGAGUGUACAUAACAUGCCUCCCCCCGGUAAAGCCUGUCCACCCCAAUCUCAGAAGAAAAAAGAUCAGCUGGCAUCGAAAGACUCCAAGAUCGAACCUUCCAAGACGAUGGCACCAAAGUUGGCAAUGUUCAAGAAUAUUUCAGCAAACACUCCCCAUGGACGCUCAUUGGGAGUCAUUUCAUUUAUUGGUAAUUACGGUGGUAUCAUUGAACGGGAGGAUCUGAAGAAAUUUUCGUUUGUCUUUGAUGCCUUUAUUGGAAAGAGAUCAAACCUGGUGCCUGGGGUUAAAGUGCAUUUUACUACACUGAAAAAUCUGGGAAAAGAAUGUGCGGUUGAUGUGAAAGUGGCCCCAAGAGGAACAGAGGACAUUGGCAAUACAGUGUAUGAGGGUGUUGUUACUACGGCCCUUCCUGAUAACAUGCCUCCCCCCGGUAAAGCCUGUCCACCCCAAUCUCAGAAGAAAAAAGAUCAGCUGGCAUCGAAAGACACCAAGAUCGAACCUUCCAAGACGAUGGCACCAAAGUUGGCAAUGUUCAAGAAUAUUUCAGCAAACACUCCCCGUGGACGCUCAUUGGGAGUCAUUUCAUUUAUUGGUAAUUACGGUGGUAUCAUUGAACGGGAGGAUCUGAAGAAAUUUUCGUUUGUCUUUGAUGCCUUUAUUGGAAAGAGAUCAAACCUGGUGCCUGGGGUUAAAGUGCAUUUUACUACACUGAAAAAUCUGGGAAAAGAAUGUGCGGUUGAUGUGAAAGUGGCCCCAAGAGGAACAGAGGACAUUGGCAAUACAGUGUAUGAGGGUGUUGUUACUACGGCCCUUCCUGAUAACAUGCCUCCCCCCGGUAAAGCCUGUCCACCCCAAUCUCAGAAGAAAAAAGAUCAGCUGGCAUCGAAAGACACCAAGAUCGAACCUUCGAAGACAAUGGCAUCAAAGUUGGCAAUGUUCAAGAAUAUUUCGGCAAACACUCCCCGUGGGCAGUCAUUGGGAGUCAUUUCAUUUAUUGGUAAUUACGGUGGUAUCAUUGAACGGGAGGAUCUGAAGAAAUUUUCGUUUGUCUUUGAUGCCUUUAUUGGAAAGAGAUCAAACCUGGUGCCUGGGGUUAAAGUGCAUUUUACUACACUGAAAAAUCUGGGAAAAGAAUGUGCGGUUGAUGUGAAAGUGGCCCCAAGAGGAACAGAGGACAUUGACAAUACAGUGUAUGAGGGUGUUGUUACUACGGCCCUUCCUGAUGGCAAUGUCAAGGAGCCUAAUCCUGGCUGCAUCAGGACCAUUCUCUCUGUGGAUCCCAUUAAACUGCCCUUCGAAAAGCAGGACACCAAUGUGACUCUUCUACUGUAUGAUCGUGUGGAGUUCCAGUUGCUGACAGAUCUUAUUACUAAGGAAAAAAGGGCCACAAACAUCAAACCAAAAACACCAGAGACUUUUCAGUUUACCAAGGAAAUCAGGGAGAUGGGUGUGAUCAUAAACAAAACUGAUGGAACCUUGACCAUUACGACAGAGAAACAUAAUAACCUGACCGCUUCGGCUGCUGACAAUUUAUCUGAAGAUGAACUGAAUGCCAUGGAUGAAGUGGAGCUCACCGUUAUAACCGUGGACGACACAAAGAAGGCUGUCCGACUCAAAAAGCUACCUGUGGGCUCAGUGACCUUUAAUCAACAAGCAAAUGGCACUGAAAAUAUUUCUGGAGUAAAGGACAAAAUGCCUGGCACUGCCCCAGUCAAAGACAAGUUGAAUCCGGUAACCUCGGAGGCUGGUUCUCAAGAGUUGGUCGACCUCUACGAUGUGAGCAGUGAGAAAUACGAGGGAACGAUUGUCAAAAUCGUGCCAAAGAAUUCCAAAACCCAAGAAAUGGUGCAGAUGGACAAGCAAGAGCCUGCUUUUGGUCUUCUGGUUACAAAAGUGGAGGGCACAGAGAAGUGCUUUUCUUUUAAGUCAGGUGACGUGAUCACAAAAGCCACCAUGAUGGUCGGUGAUGAGGUCCAGUUCAACAUCUCAACCAACAGCAUAACCAAGGAGGAGUGUGCUGUCAACUUGGAGAUUCUGCCAGACACCUUCCAGAUGGAAUCUGAAGAGCAACGAAAGAUAGGGCUUGUUGUCAAGCUGGAUGAUAAUUCCGGGUUCGUCAAGACACAACAGGACCCCCAGAUAUUUUUUGACAUGAGUGAGGUCAUGGAAGAGACCAAACUCUCUUUGUAUGAGAAGGUUGAAUUUACGUUAGUACCGAAUGAAGCAGCUGGAGAGGGAAAUCGAGCUGUUCGAAUAAGAAGGCUGAAUGAGAGCGUCUUCUCAUCUGCACCAAAAUUAGAGGCCUUUGGGGUGAAAGAAAAGCAGAAGAAAAUGACCAUCAAAUUGCUGAAGGAUACAAAAGACUAUAUCAAAGAAGAGGUCAAAGCAGAGGACAAAAGCAGUGAAUCGAUGGAUGUAGUCAAGCUAAACAAGGAAAACGACAAGGCAUUACCACCGAUGACACUGAAGAAUCUGAAGAAGGAAAGUGAAAUGAAAAAAGAAAAAACUAAACCUAAAGGAGAUCUAGCACAGAGCAGAAGCAGGGGAAAUAGUCGACGCAGGUAUAGUCGCAGCAGGAGUAAAAGCCACAGCCGAGAGAGAAGCAGCAGCUACUACAGAAGGCGCAGAAGUUCCAGCCGUGAGAAAAUGGACAGCAGAUAUAGACGUAGUCGGAGCAGAGACCGUUCAGACAGAUACCGAUGGAGUCGCAGCAGAAGCAGGGAGAGGAGCAGUCGGAUGGCCAGGAAGAGAAGUCACAGCCCAGAUGACGGAGAUGAUCGUUACAAAAAACAAAGCAGUAUUAAAGAAAAAAUAGCCCAAAACCCUGAGGACAGUGUAAGGGAAGAAUUCUUGAGAAAAAGGAGAGAGCUAAUGGAGCUCAAAGAGUUGAUUGCACACAAGAAAGCUAUAGUCGCUAUGGAGCAAAAUGUUAAAAAAAUUGAGCCUGAGGUUGAGAUAGACAUAGAACGUGGAAUUACAACAUUUGAUUAUCAACAUGUGCAUUGGGAGAACAUGUGGAUGCCUGACCUAAAACCAGUCAAGUCCAUCUUGAAGAAACAGUCUGAACUUCCUGAUCCUCAAUCUCAGGUUUCUACAUGCAAGGAAACUGCGUUUGUAAAGAGUGAGAGUCUAGACAUGCAAAUGGGAUGCCGUCAAAGGAUAAGUGCCUUUGACUUGAAUGCUUCCCCCUACUCUAAAUUUGAAAGUGAUUCAAAGAAGAGUUUGACCACUGAAGGGUCUGAGAAGAUACCCUUACCUGAGUUUGAGGAUCCAGUGUUGGUGAGGAAAAAGAAGCGAUUAGAAGAACUAAGUGAGUCAAUAGCACGCAAAAUAGCGAUAAUUGCAGUGAAACAGAAGACCAAAGCUUUUCGGGAUGCUCCUGCAAUGGAAAAGGAAUAUGAGUUUGACUCGCACUCAGAUGACCAGUUUGUAAUGUCUAAGGAGAACUUAUGGAGCUCUGACAUAAAAACUGAUGUUCAGCCAAAGAAGUCAAUUUUGAAGAAACACUCAGAGCUUCUCAGCUCUCAGAGUGAAACAACCUCCGUUGAUUAUUAUGGUCAAGCAAGUCAAGAUGAUUUAGUUUUUACAAAACUACCUUCUCAGUCAACAGCAGCUGCUCUGUUUAACAGGUCAUCAAAUCCACAGCCUGUUCAUUCUGAUACUUUGGGCUUAUUCAACAGGCUCUUAAAAGAGUCUUUAGCAACUAUGCGUGUGACUGAACCUUCCCCUUUUAACAAGCCAGUUGUACCACAGUUAGUCAUGCAAGCAUCCAAUUUAUGGUCCCUACAUGACCCUAAACCUUCCAGCAUGUCCAAAGGUUGCAAUUCUCAAGAUGACCAGCACAGGGCAUCAUCUCGUCAGACUAAUGAGCACCCCCAUAGCAGUAACCCUUCUACAAGUCAGGCCGCUCCUUUAGAACAAAAGCGCCGCCUUACAACACAAAUGGAGCGCUUCCUUAGUGCUCUCAACAAGGCAGACUCCAGUAUAGUAAACUCAUUGUUUCAUGAGGCUAGAAAGGAUCAGGCUUUAAUGAGCACCCAGAAGCCCUCUCAACCACAAUUAAAUAUGAACAUACCCUUCAGGGAUGAGUUAUACGAUCCAUUUAAGGAAGAUGAAGACGAUGAUCAACAUCCCUUUAUAGGAAGAGGUGUGGGUAAACAUUCUGUCCGAGAACAAAUUAAAAGCCCUGUGAAAAGAGAGAGCCAUUUUUAUGACCCCAGCAAAGAUGACCACUUGUCUAAUGAGAGAGCUGUACAGGAUGGUAGUCGCUUUUCUUGGCUUAUUGGAAUGAAGGAGGAUUUUGAACCUAACAAGGAUAUAUUCAGGGAUGAGCACAAAGUGGAAGAUGUAGUCCUAACCACCCUUAAAAGAACCAUAAUGAACUUGAAGUCAACAAAAGACGCACAGAAAUCAUCCAAACCUUCAUUUGAGUCCACAACAGUUUCUCAAGUUUCAUACCAACCUGCUUCGAUGUAUGUUGUAUCCACAGCUCAACCUGGCAGUUCCCAGUAUGCUCAAAUUUCCACCAUUCCCACUUUGUCAACUUCACUAUAUUCUUACCACAGUAAUGAAAAAAAUUUGGGGGGUUCUGCCUGUCCUUUGGAUAGUAGUCAGAACACUAAUUUACAGUAUUCUGCAUACCCCUAUGGCACUGUACCUCUACCCCCUAAUCUAGGUUAUGCCAGUGCUCAGCAAGCAAUGGCUCCACAUAUGAUGUCUUCUUAUAGUUCAUACCCUACACAAAUGGACAAUCCUUAUUCUGCGCAUCCUCCACGCACCAUGCCAAUUCCCUAUGGGCUUCCACCUAUGUCCAACCCUCUCCUCUCUUCCAUGAACUCGUCCUACACUACCCUACAUGCUGGUCAAAACCUUACUGACAAAAAGACACAACCUGUUAGAUCUCUGAAAACAACAGAAACAAUAGUCACGACAGUUAAUGUUAAAGGAGAGCCAAAAGGAAUACCGAAAAAGAAAGUAAAUAAUAGACCAGCAAAAAGUUUGCAUGAGGCGGCAGAGAUGAAACUGGUCUCUACCACAAUAAAGGAUGACAUCAAGGCUAAACAGAACAAACGGACGAGGCUUCGGAGGAUUCAGCGGAGAAGAGCCAGACGAAGAUUAAAUUACAUGAAACAGGCUAUUUAAAGGAACUUUGAAGUUACAACUGACGUCAUCCAUAGAGGAGACAUGUGGGGAAGAGAUGGCUAACUUAUCUAUAAAAGACUGAUGUAGAGAGAAUUACAUCAGAUGCUGUCACGCUUGUGCAGUAUCGACGAUAUUAUUUAUUGCUGAUUUUGCCUUUGAACAUUUUUUUAUGAUUAUUUUGAUUUGUGCUUUUUUGACUUGCCUAUAUUUUGAUUGCUAGAAAACUGUAACCAAUAAAAUAUUUUUAUUGAUUACAAAAGGA
This is a messenger RNA of Myxocyprinus asiaticus (Chinese sucker), 5953 nucleotides long. RefSeq lists its product as uncharacterized. Bases 271 to 5691 code for a protein of 1806 amino acids. NCBI's taxonomy places the organism in Eukaryota, Metazoa, Chordata, Actinopteri, Cypriniformes, Catostomidae. The transcript is spliced from 25 exons. The record is from RefSeq and is a predicted model, not a curated record.